UGGGCGCUCCCGGAGGCGGUGGCUGGGGCAGCAGCAGCUGCAGCAGUAGCGGCACUAGCCUCCACCUCCCCGGGAGCCAGAGCCAGAGCCAGAGCCGCAACCCCAGGCUCAGCCUACCAGGACCCCACCGCCGCAGCACGGCCUCUGCUGCAGUCAUGGCUGCUGAUGGGUUGGACGAAUGCUCUCCUCUGCUGUCAGGAUCCCAUUCGGGAAAUGUCACUCCCACCGCCCCACCAUACUUGCAAGAAAGCAGUCCUCGAGCGGAACUCCCACCUCCAUAUACAGCCAUUGCCAAUCUAGAUGCCGGUGGUCUUCGCUCAGUAAAUUGCCGCGUGUGCCAAUCGCUGAUCAAUUUGGAUGGCAAACUUCACCAGCAUGUGGUUAAGUGCACAGUGUGCAAUGAAGCUACACCAAUCAAACCCCCACCAACAGGAAAGAUAUAUGUUAGAUGUCCUUGUAAUUGUCUCCUUAUUUGUAAGGAUACAUCUCGACGAAUAGGAUGUCCAAGACCUAACUGUAGACGCAUAAUUAACUUGGGCCCAGUAAUGCUUGUUUCUGAAGAACAACCAGCUCAACCUGCAUUGCCAAUCCAACCAGAAGGUACAAGAGUCGUGUGUGGGCACUGCGGGAACACAUUCUUGUGGAUGGAACUGAGGUUCAACACUCUGGCAAAAUGCCCACACUGCAAAAAAAUUUCCUCAGUGGGCAGUGCACUUCCAAGAAGACGAUGCUGUGCAUAUAUUACCAUUGGGAUUAUAUGUCUUUUCAUUGGAGUUGGCUUAACUGUUGGCACUGAAGACUUUGCAAGAAGAUUUCGUGCAACCUAUGUUUCAUGGGCAAUUGCUUAUCUCCUAGGUUUGAUAUGCCUUAUUCGAGCUUGUUACUGGGGAGCUGUAAGAGUGAGUUAUCCAGAGCACAGUUUUGCCUAGGCUUGCUUAUGGUUCAGUGAUGCAGGGGAGGAAAUCUAGCAGUUCUUGAUAACCUACUCUGGACAUCUUUAAAUCAUUUAUCAUAAUGGAUUCCAUUUUAGUUUAUGUAUAAAAUUUCAAGACUUUGGGAAUCUUCUGUGAACAAAUGCUAUUGCACUAUGUUAUAUACAAACUGCUGCUAGAUUUUUCAGCUCCAAAAAAUUCUGUUGUGUCUUUAUGGUUCUUUUACAUCUCAAAGAUAAUUUCUGUUUGUCACUGAACAUUAAAUGGAACAUCUCCACUUCAUUACUUUAAAAUCAGUUUAUGACUUGCUAAUUAGUGAGCAUCCCCCAAGAAGUGCUUAUAGAUACUUCUACAAUAGUUUCACACUUAUACUUACAUUUUAUUUAAACAGACUCCAAGUUGCUUGCUUUAAAAUCUGAGCAAUACUCAUUUUGCUUAAACUACUUACUGUAACUUUAACCUAAGAUCAUAAUGACCUUAUUCAGGAAAAAAAAAAAUUGAGUGUACCUUCAAAGAAUUGACAUUCUUGUCAAACAAAACCUAUUUCUAGAUAUUGUAUUUUUAUUUUUUAUUGUUUGUAGAAAGAUACAAUAUUUUGGUAAUAACUUAAAAUACAAGAAUGAAAUAUUUAUUUGUCCAAGGAUGGAAAUAAUGUUGGAUAAUUUUUUCCCCUCAAAGAUCACAAAACUUUUGCCUUUCAUUGUUGUCUUUUUUUUAUUUACAUAUUGUAACAGUUCUGGUCUAGGUAUAUGAAAUUUAAUGUUGGUCAUCUGUGUGCAUAUUCCUUUAUAGAACCUGCAAGGAAUACUUCACAUAACAUGUUUUAUAAUACUUAGCCAUUUAAACAAAGAUAUUUACACUGGUUUAUUCUCCUUUACACUUGAUCAUGGUAAAUUUUUCUUAUAGGGAUCAUUUAUGGAAUACUUUUUUGUGAAGGGAGGCAUUUUACAUUAGCUAAAAUGUUAAGAUUAGAGGUAGUUACUCUUCCCAUUCUUAUCAAAUGUAUCUCAUGAAAUAAUUACCAGAUUUAAUGAAGAAAAUAGAACAAUGACAGAAAAAGUGACACUUUUCUAGGAACCCACUGGCAUUUAAGGAAUCAGCUCUUGCACUGCCCAUAUUUGCAGUUUUGAAAGAUAAAUUGCUUAUUGGAGAAGAAAUGUUCUAAAGCCUUUAAUGUAGUAGCAUUAGGUAAUGAGAUGAAUAAACUAAUUGGCUAUUUCAGAGAUAAGAAUAAUAUUUUAAAAGAUUUGUGUUCCUUAUUAAUAUAUAGAUGUAUUCAUGAAGGAGUUUGGAGCAGAAUACAUGUAGACUUCAAAGAAUAAAUAAAUGUAUAAAUGCAGUAAGUAGCUCAGGAUUAUGUGUACUUUUGAAGAUACACUAAUAAAGAUUAUUAUUCAAAAUAA
This is a messenger RNA of Erinaceus europaeus (western European hedgehog), 2335 nucleotides long. It is a transcript of the gene PIP4P2, whose product is annotated as phosphatidylinositol-4,5-bisphosphate 4-phosphatase 2. Bases 156 to 929 code for a protein of 257 amino acids. Gene Ontology annotation, molecular function: phosphatidylinositol-4,5-bisphosphate 4-phosphatase activity. Lineage: Eukaryota; Metazoa; Chordata; Mammalia; Eulipotyphla; Erinaceidae. Gene Ontology annotation, cellular component: plasma membrane; phagocytic vesicle membrane; lysosomal membrane. Gene Ontology annotation, biological process: phosphatidylinositol dephosphorylation. The transcript is spliced from 7 exons. The record is from RefSeq and is a predicted model, not a curated record.